Molecule: messenger RNA, 4498 nt
Organism: Mauremys mutica (yellowpond turtle)
Lineage: Eukaryota; Metazoa; Chordata; Testudines; Geoemydidae
Gene: MAN2A2
Product: mannosidase alpha class 2A member 2
Exons: 23
Coding region: 103-3552 (1149 amino acids)
Biological process (GO): mannose metabolic process; N-glycan processing; protein deglycosylation
Cellular component (GO): Golgi membrane
Molecular function (GO): alpha-mannosidase activity; carbohydrate binding
Source: RefSeq, a predicted model, not a curated record
AGCCCGGCCCGGCCCGGCCCGGCGGAGGAUGUGAGCGGAGCCGGGCCCGGGCCUGCCGGAGCCGCACCGGAGCGGGCGGAGGUGGGUCCUCGCAGCCCCGGGAUGAAGCUGAAGAAGCAGGUGACGGUGUGCGGAGCCGCCAUCUUCUGCGUCGCCGUCUUCUCCCUCUACCUGAUGCUGGACCGAGUGCAGCACGACCCUGCCCGGCACCAGAGCGGGGGCAACUUCCCACGGAGCCAGAUCUCGGUGCUACAGAACCGCAUCGAGCAGCUGGAGCAGCUGCUGGAGGAGAACCACGAGAUCAUCAGCCACAUUAAGGAGUCGGUGCUGGAGCUGACGGCCCACGCGGACGGGCAGCCGGUGCUGCUACCCUACCGCACACCCAACGGCUCCUGGGUGCUGCCCCCCGAGAGCCGGCCCAGCUUCUUCUCCAUCUCCCCACAGGACUGCCAGUUCGCACUGGGGAGUGGGGGCCAGAAGCCAGACCUGCAGAUGCUGGCCGUGGCCUCGGUGCUGCCCUUUGAUAACCAGGAUGGUGGCGUGUGGAAGCAGGGCUUUGACAUCACCUACGAGCCCCACGAGUGGGACACAGAGCCCCUGCAGGUGUUCGUGGUGCCACACUCCCAUAAUGACCCAGGCUGGAUCAAGACCUUUGAGAAGUACUACGCAGACCAGACGCAGCACAUCCUGAACAGCAUGGUGCUGAAGCUGCAGGAGGACCCGCGCCGCCGCUUCAUCUGGUCCGAGAUCUCCUUCUUCUCCAAGUGGUGGGACAACAUCAGUACCCAGAAACGUGCUGCGGUGCGCAGGCUGGUUGGCAGUGGGCAGCUGGAGAUGGUGACGGGCGGCUGGGUGAUGCCCGACGAGGCCAAUUCCCACUACUUCGCCAUGAUCGACCAGCUGAUUGAGGGGCACCAGUGGCUGGAGAAGAACAUCGGUGUGACGCCGCGGUCCGGCUGGGCCGUCGACCCCUUUGGGCACAGCGCCACCAUGCCCUACCUGCUGAGACGCGCCAACCUGACCAGCAUGCUGAUCCAGAGGGUGCACUACGCCAUCAAGAAGCACUUCGCUGCCACCCACAGCCUGGAGUUCAUGUGGAGACAGACCUGGGACCCAGACUCCAGCACUGAUAUCUUCUGCCACAUGAUGCCCUUCUACAGCUACGACGUGCCCCACACCUGCGGCCCUGACCCCAAGAUCUGCUGCCAGUUUGACUUCAAGCGCCUGCCGGGAGGCAGGAUCAACUGUCCAUGGAAGGUGCCACCCAGAGCCAUCACCGAGGCCAAUGUGGCCGAACGGGCACACCUCUUGCUGGACCAGUACCGCAAGAAGUCCAAGCUGUUCCGCAGCAAGGUGCUGCUGGUGCCUCUGGGAGACGACUUCCGCUACGACAAGCCCCAGGAGUGGGACGCCCAGUUCCUCAACUACCAGCGCCUCUUCGACUUCCUCAAUGCCCACCCCAGCCUGCACGUGCAGGCGCAGUUCGGGACCCUCUCCGAUUACUUUGACGCUCUCUCCAAGAGGACUGGGAUCGUCCCUGGGAAGAAGCUGCCCGGCUUCCCAGUGCUAAGCGGGGACUUCUUCUCCUACGCGGACCGGGAGGACCACUACUGGACAGGCUACUACACCUCCCGGCCCUUCUACAAGAGCCUGGACCGCGUGCUGGAGGCCCAUCUCCGGGGCGCAGAGAUCCUGUACAGCCUAGCGCUGAGUCACGCCCGGCACGCUGGCAUGGACAGCAGAUACCCGCUCUCAGAUUACGCCCUGCUGACCGAGGCCCGGCGUGCCCUGGGGCUCUUCCAGCACCACGAUGCCAUCACGGGCACCGCCAAAGAGGCCGUCGUGGUGGAUUACGGUGUGAGGCUGCUCCACUCCCUGGUGAACCUGAAACGCAUCAUCAGCAAUGCCGCACACUACCUGGUGCUGGGCGACAAGGAGUCCUAUCACUACGACGCCGCAGGGCCCUUCCUUGGCAUGGACGACAUGCGCCUCAACCAGGACGCGCUGCCUGAGAAAACCGUCAUCAAGUUGGACACAUCGCCCAGGUUCGUGGUGCUGUUUAACCCGCUGGAGCAGGAGCGGCUCAGUGUGGUCUCACUGCUGGUGAACUCCCCGCGUGUCCGUGUGCUCUCUGAGGAGGGGCAGCCUCUGGCCGUCCAGCUCAGCGCCCAGUGGAGCUCAGCCACAGAUAUGGAGCCCGAUGUCUACCAGGUGUCCAUCAUGACCCGGCUGCCAGCACUGGGCCUCAGCGUCCUGCAGUUGUACAAGUCGUUCGACAGCCACAGCACGCUGACAUCGUCUGUGCGCAUCCACCUGCACGGGCGUGACCUGCCAGUGCGCCCGCGCGAGGUCUUCCCUGUGCGCGUCGUCCCCGCCACCUCUGACGACUUCUGCCUGGACAACCAGCACAUGCAGGCCUGCUUCUCGGGCCUCACUGGCCUGCUGCAGAGCGUCCGGCGGGCUGGGGAGGAGCACAGGCUGAGCAGUGAGUUCCUCAUCUAUGGCACCAGGAGCGCUAAGGACAAGAGUGGGGCCUACCUCUUCCUGCCAGACGGCGACGCCAAGCCCUACGCCCCCAAGGAGCCGCCCGUGGUGCGGGUGACCGAGGGACCCUUCUUCUCGGAGGUGGCCAGUUACUACCAGCAUGUGCAGCAGGUGGUGCGGCUCUACAACGUGCCAGGGGUGGAGGGUCUGUCCCUGGAUGUGUCCUGCCUGGUGGACAUCCGCGACCACGUCAACAAGGAGAUGGCCCUGCGCCUCAGCACCAGCAUCGCUAGCGAGGACACCUUCUUCACCGAUCUCAACGGCUUCCAGAUCCAGCCUCGCAGGUUCCUGAAGAAGCUGCCUCUCCAGGCCAACUUCUACCCCAUGCCAGCCAUGGCCUACAUCCAGGACAAGCAGAGCCGCCUGACCCUGCACACAGCCCAGGCCCUGGGGGUGUCCAGCCUGCACAGCGGCCAGCUGGAGGUGAUCCUGGACCGGCGCCUCAUGCAGGAUGACAACCGUGGCCUCGGCCAGGGGCUGAAGGACAACAAACGAACCUGCAACCGCUUCCGCCUCCUGCUGGAGCGCCGCACCACGGCCAACAAGGUGCAAGACAGUCGUCCAAUCAGCUUCCCCUCUCUGCUGAGUCACAUGACCUCCAUGCACCUGAACGCCGAGGUGCUGGCGAUGCCUGUUGCUCAGGAGAAGCCAGCGCCCCCGGCCCUAAGGUCCUUCCGGCCCCUCUCAGCCACCGUCCCCUGUGACUUCCACAUCCUCAACCUGCGGACCCUGCAGGCAGAGGACGACUCGCUGCCCUCGGCGGAGAUGGCGCUGAUCCUGCACCGCAAGGGCUUCGACUGCGGCCUGGAGGCCAAACACCUGGGCUUCAACUGCACCACCAGCCAGGGCAAGUUCUCCCUUGGGAGCCUGUUCCACGGCUUGGAGCUGGGGUCCCUGCAGCCCACCUCGCUGACACUGAUGUACCCGCUGGGCACGGCCUCCCCCAACAGCACUGUGAUCCACAUGGACCCCAUGGAGAUCGCCACCUUCCGCAUCCACUUUGGGUAGCCCCCGGCGGCCAGGAGAGGAGCAGGCCAGCUGCGCAGCGUCCUGCUGGGAGACAUCCCCUGCCGGGGUGGGGCGGGGGGAGGGAGCUCCCUCGGGCUGUGGCUUGGGGGCGGACACUGCACGGGAUGCAGACGGACUCGCAGGAGCAGCUGCCUCCAUUAUUUAUUAAUCUGCGUUUUAAAUAAUAUUGCAAAUGGCCAAGUGUGGGGGCUGGGGCACGGCCCCAGCUGCGCGGCAGAUCCCAGGCCGCUCCCAGUGCUCAGCCUGGCACUGCCGACGCUGCAGCUGGAGAACGCUGCGUUCUCGGUGGCCAUGCUGCUGACUCAGCCAGGAGGCAGGUUGCAGCUUCCCCAGUCCAUGUCCCACCUCUCCCCGUCCCCUCGCCCCAUGUUGUGGGGUAACCGGGCAGGUGCUGGAGCCUGCUGGACUGCAGGGGUCUGAGUGGAACCCUGCUGCGGGCUGGGUGAGAGGUGUCCGGGGGUGCGGCUCUAAUGGACACUCUGUGGAACUGGAGACUGAAUUUCUCUGAGUUUGUCGUGAGCUUUUAGGCAAGAAAAGGCCUGUUUGCACCUCCCGCCUUGUGUCUGGUUUGUGGCUCUUGCUGCUGGUUCCAGCGUGUGGGGAGAGCCCUGACCUGGGCUGGGGGGGUAAGAUCCCGGGGCUGGGAGUGCUGGUUCUGGGCCUGCAGGAGGCAGGAGCUCCAAGGGCCUCCGCCCCCUGCCCUUCAGCUGAUGGGAUGCUCCCCCUUCCGUUUCCUGCACUGUGGGGUUCUCCCGCAGCUUCUAUUGACGGAGCCCACAGGGUCAGGGAGGGAGGGUUCUCCUGCCCCCCCUGCCCCCUCAGAGCCUGCAGCCCCGCCCAGCAGGGGGUGCUAGGAGCGAGUGCCCCUCCCCCAGCCCAGGCCCCUCCAGCCCCCGCCCAGGAGGGGGUGCUAGGAACCAGUGCC